Messenger RNA from Capronia coronata CBS 617.96, 834 nucleotides. RefSeq lists its product as uncharacterized. Lineage: Eukaryota; Fungi; Ascomycota; Eurotiomycetes; Chaetothyriales; Herpotrichiellaceae. Gene Ontology annotation, cellular component: core mediator complex; mediator complex. Gene Ontology annotation, molecular function: transcription coregulator activity. The record is from RefSeq and is a predicted model, not a curated record. Bases 1 to 834 code for a protein of 277 amino acids. Gene Ontology annotation, biological process: regulation of transcription by RNA polymerase II; termination of RNA polymerase II transcription. The transcript has 2 exons.
AUGCACGAAUUCGCCCUCUACGGCCAAGUGUCGCGAGAUGACCACCAUCGGACGCUGCAGCAAUUAGCUGGCUAUACACGCAUGCAGCCGCAGGAGACGGUCGAGAUCCACCUUGUCUUCAAGCCUCGCACACCCGCCGGUUUGGACCACCUCCCUUCUGCUGGUGGGUCUCAAGGGGUUAUGCAGCAGGAUGUUCAGAAGCUGAAGACUAUGCUUAAUGCUGGGCUAUUCUACCUGCAACUUGUUGGCGAGGUCGUGCCAGACAAGCCCAAAGGCACAGAAAACGAUGAAGAUGUCGCCAUGUCGAAUGGGGACGGUGAUCAUGCUGAGUCCGACAGGUCAGCGGACGAGAAAUCGGCCGUAAGGUGGUCGCUCGAUUUCAAAGAUACUCCCGAACCGGGCAAACAACCUGUUAGCACCCGGCUGGUUUCCCGCAUAUCCAUGACCGAUGGAGACUUUGUCAGAUUUCUCGAUAACUUUGGCUACGAGUAUGUUUCUCGUUACAUUGUCGUUGGCUCCAAGUUCUAUGACCAUGACACCACUCUAUUUGUGCACAAGGUUUUGAGACUCUCCCAAAUAUCUGCAGACGAGGCAGUGCGUGACACCUCGUUUCUUCCAAACAUUACCGAACUGCCGGAAUUGGAUGGCUCGGGCGGAUACACCAUCCAGGCAUCUAUUGAUGUGGUUGAUGGCAACAAUCCCGAACUCAAAGAACGUGCAACUCGGCAGCUGCUGGCGCUGAAAGAAGCAUUGAAGCAGGCAGUUGACCUCACUCCGGGAGAUCGUCUAUCUCUGGACACACGCGUCCCCGUAACUUCUACUAGAACUCAAUGA